Molecule: messenger RNA, 437 nt
Organism: Diabrotica balteata
Lineage: Eukaryota; Metazoa; Arthropoda; Insecta; Coleoptera; Chrysomelidae
Source: the annotation of a GenBank genome assembly
CUAUGCUUUAUAGAUUACCCGAAAGCAUUCGAUUGUGUUAAUCAUUCAGAAUUAAUAAGAUUGCCCCAGGAACGUUCGAUAGAUGAGAAUGACCUUAAAAUCAUAAAGAACCUUUAUAUGAAUCAAGUGGCAUCUGUGAGAGUAGGACUGGAAUCUACAUCAUGUUUUUCAAUCGAAAAAGGUGUACGACAGGGUUGUGUUCUGUCACCCCUCCUUUUUAAUCUUUACUCUGAAACGAUUUUCAAUAGAGCCUUAAGUGACACUGAAGUUGGACAGCGACCAGUCAAUUUAAAUCAACAAUUUAAACAACAGUCAUAAUAGCUGAUAGCCAAGAAGCGCUACAACGACUAAUAGAUAGAAUAAACACUGAAGGAGAACGAGUGGUCUUGAAGAUUAAUAUAGACAAGACGAAGGUAAUGGUGGUUAGUAGAACACGA